This is a messenger RNA of Peromyscus leucopus (white-footed mouse), 2608 nucleotides long. Its product is annotated as protein Shroom2-like. Gene Ontology annotation, biological process: actin filament organization. Gene Ontology annotation, molecular function: actin filament binding. The record is from RefSeq and is a predicted model, not a curated record. Gene Ontology annotation, cellular component: adherens junction; apical plasma membrane; cortical actin cytoskeleton. Lineage: Eukaryota; Metazoa; Chordata; Mammalia; Rodentia; Cricetidae.
AUGAAGCCAGACACAACACUAAGGAAUGAGAUCCAGAUGCGCAGAGCAAAGCUGCAGAAGAGCAAGAGCACUGUGACACUGGCUGGAGACAGUGAGGCUGAGGACUGUGCUGGAGACUGGAGAGCUGAUGUGGGGGCUGUCCCAGAAGGUUCCUUUCCCAGUACCUAUAAAGAGCACCUGAAGGAGGCCCAGACACAAGUCCUGAAGGCCACCUCCUUCCAAUGCCGUGAUUUAGAUCCCACCCCAGCAGAUCAGUAUUCAGGACAAUCAGAACACAGGACUUGUGACCAUACUGCUGCAUCUUCUUUAUCUUCUUUCCCUGGGGAGUCAGACUCUGUCCCCCGCCUCUGUGAGGCAGGUCUGGCCAAGCCACCCUCUUCUGGAGGUGGUGUGUCUCACAUUCUUCAAAUUGGAGGCUGGAAACGGUUUGCAGCAGAACAGAAACUGAAAUCCUAUUCUGAGCCAGAGAAAAUGAAUGAAGUGGGUCUCUCAGGGGACCACAGUCCUCAUCCUAAUGUCAGGACACCUGAGGAUACUGUGGGUACAUUGGCUGACAGAUGGAAGUUUUUCGAGGAAACAAGCAAAUCUCUUCUCCAGAGGCCAAGCCACAGGCAAGCUGUCUGUGGGCUCUCAAGAGAGAAGGCUGAGAGGCCACAGACAGGGGGCCAUGAGUGUGAGAGUACAGAGUCCUGGUUCCAGAAGAGGUCACAGGCUACCUCCUAUGGAGAGAUCCUCAGUGAUGACAGAAAAGUAGAAAAGGCCUCUGAGAAAUUGAAUCCACCCAGAAGGCUUGGAACCUUCGCAGAAUAUCAGGCAUCUUGGAAGGAACAGAGAAAACCUUUGGAAGCCAGGAGUUCUGGGCGGUACCAUUCAGCAGAUGAUAUUCUAGAUCAGCAGCAGAAGCCACAGUACAUUCAUGAACGGUCCCGGUCAUCACCGUCCACAGAUCACUACUCACAGGAAGUGCCUGUUGAGCCAAACAGGCAGGCAGAGGAUUCUGGUGGGCACAAAGAAGCACUUCAGUGUACACUGCAGGCUGAGGAGGGAUGCUCUGCUCCAAGCCCAUCUGUGCUCAGCAGUGCCCAGCCACAAGACAGCCAGCAUGUGAAUGAGGAUACAACUUUCCCUCAGCCAGAAGCCCAGCUCUCUUCCAAGUGUCGACAGCUACAGACAUCAACCAUGGAAACCUCUCGCUCCCCUUCACCCCAGUUUGCCCCACAGAAGCUGACAGAUAAACCUCCCCUGCUUAUCCAUGAAGACAACUCAGCAAGAAUUGAGCGGGUAAUGGAAAACACCACUGUGAAGAUGGUGCCCAUAAAAAUUGUACACUCAGAAAGCCAGCCCGAGAAGGAGAGCUGCCAGAGUCUCGCAUGCCCAGCCGAGCUGCCCGCACUGCCCAGUGGGCUGGAGAGGGACCAGAUCAAGACAUUGAGUACAUCGGAGCAGUGCUACUCCCGCUUCUGUGUGUACACACGACAGGAGGUGGAAGUCCCUUAUAGAGCCUGCCCUCCAGAGCCCCGGCCUCCCAGCACCCCUGCACCUCCUGUCAGAGAUAGCUGUUCUUCCCCUCCCUCCCUCAACUAUGGGAAGGCCAAGGAGAAGACCGAGGAUGACUUGAAGUCUGAAGAAUUAGCCAGAGAGAUUGUGGGAAAGGACAAGUCAUUGGCUGACAUCUUGGACCCCAGUGUGAAGAUCAAAACCACCAUGGAUCUGAUGGAGGGAAUUUUCCCCAAAGACGAGUCUCUGGAGGAAGCUCAGCAGCGGAGGAAGCUGCUUCCCAAAGUCCCCUCACCUAGAGUCACAGAGGACAAGAAACAGGACUCAGGUGUGCCAGGGGUCGUGUCCUUGGCCACCAAUUCUGCCUAUUACAGCACAUCAGCCCCCAAGGCAGAACUGCUUAUCAAGAUGAAAGACCUACCAGAGCCUGAGGAGUAUUCAGGGGGUGACUUGGGCCAUGACCUGUCAGUUAAGAAGCAACAGCUCAUCAACAGUAUCAGCCGCAAGCUGCAGGUGCUCCGGGAAGCCAGUGAAAGCCUGCUGGAGGACAUCCAAGCCAAUAAUGCUCUAGGGGAUGAAGUGGAAGCCAUUGUGAAAGAUGUCUGCAAACCCAAUGAGUUUGACAAGUUCCGGAUGUUCAUUGGGGACCUGGACAAAGUGGUGAACCUCCUGCUGUCACUGUCAGGCCGCCUGGCCCGUGUAGAAAAUACCCUUAAUAAUUUGGAUGACAAUCCUUCUCCUGGAGAUCGGCAGUCACUAUUGGAGAAACAGAGAAUCCUAACCCAGCAGCAUGAGGACGCCAAGGAGCUUAAAGAGAACCUGGACCGUCGUGAGCACAUUGUGUUUGACAUCCUAGCCACCUACCUCAGCGAGGAGAACCUGGCUGACUAUGAGCACUUCGUGAAGAUGAAGUCAGCCCUUAUCAUUGAGCAGCGAGAGCUGGAAGAUAAAAUCCACUUGGGUGAAGAGCAGCUCAAGUGCUUGUUCGACAGCCUACAACCUGAGAGAAGCAAAUGAGAAGCCCAUCCCUGCAGAAGUUGGACACUGAGCCUUGGAGAUUAAUGCCUGGGAAUAUAAGAGUGAACCCAAGCCUAUUUGCCCAUCUUUGGAG